AACCCUUUUCCGUUUCUUCAACUUAAACCACUUGUUUUGUUGGUGCCAAGCUACGGGCUUCUCGACAGGUCUAUUCAAAACGCGGACGCAGUGUCUUCCCGUUCAUUAUAUUGCCAAUCGUCGGUACUCGUGACCUGUCAGUUCACCACGGCGGUCACGCCAGGGAAAAAGCAUCAUGGUCUUCUUUAACCGCACUACAAGAGUGGAGAGCAAUCCAAGUACAGAUGGAGGAAAAAAUUCGUCGUCGUCAGAGAAUCCCUUCUCAGAUAGACAUAACCGGCCUUCACGGUCGUUUAGUCUUAGAUCCCGAGAGUCUACUCAGAAUGAAAAGCCGGGGGGAGCUGGCUUCCAACAGGAAGCUCCUCCUGUACCUGGGCAAACUGCCGGCACCCAUAUUGCGACUGGAACACGCCUACAACCUAACCAACAUGGCAUAGGUCAGGACCAUCUGCCACGGACCAUAUCGCCAACUACGUCCAAUUCCGGCUCACCUAAAGAAGAGCGGGCGGCAAUACUCGAGAGUCUACCUCCUCUGUCGGUUAACGAGACAGCUGCAUCUAUAGCUGCCGAGGCUAUAGAUCCCGAACUAAUAAAGAAGGGUCAAAAGAAGGUUGCCAGACACAAAUAUAUCGCGAUAUCUUUCAUAUUCGUAGUGAAUUUCAUGCUUAUCUUUUCCAGUUGGUAUUGGUCUAGAUUCUAUUACAUAUACCUGCCAUUCAUCUCAUUGCCUCUCGUCUUAAACAGCGUCAUGAUUUUCGAUAUCAUCGUCUGGUCGUUGAAGAACCUGGCCUUCAAACCGAAAAGGGUUAUACCCGAGACUCCGGAGGAAAUGGUUCUACUUAUGCCCUGCUAUAACGAGACUUAUGAAGAAUGCAGUAGGUCGCUCGACUCACUUAUCAAUCAAGUCAAUGUCAGUCAUCACAAGCAAGCGAUCAUGGUUGUUUGCGAUGGCAAGGCUCGAGGGCCUGGCAUGGACAAACCCACGGGCGAUUAUCUUAACGAGGACAUUUUUGUCGACAGAGUCGAGCGGAGGAUGAUCCGCGCGGCAUAUGUCGCCUGGGACGGCCAGUCCAUGGAUGUCGAAAUAUCAAGAGGGAUGUACAAAGGUUUGCCAUUUUUCUGCAUCGUGAAGCAGCAGAACCAGGGCAAACGAGACAGCUUGAUCGUUGCUCGCUCUUUCGUGCACAACUUCAACCUACGCGAUAAGCGACCGAAGGUCAUUUUCUCUCCCGAGUUCUUUAGGGCAAUGACAGACUUUCUAGUUAAAGAUGCGGGAAUCAAACAUGUCGAACUAUUAAUCGGCAUGGAUGCCGACACAGUAUUUGCGCACGAUUGUCUCAGCCAUCUAGUUGAAGAAUGUCAUUAUCCCAAUACCGUCGGCGUCUGCGGCUACGUCUCGGUAGACUUUUCAACCUAUAAGUGGAACUUGUGGUCUAUAUACCAGUCAGCCGAAUAUACUAUCGCUCAAGGCUUACGGCGGCUUCACCAGAGCCUAUGCACCAAGAAAGUCUCUUGUCUUCCGGGAUGCUGUCAGCUACUCCGGGUUUGCGAGGAGACAUGCGGCGACUACAUUCUCAUCGAGGAAUUCGGCUACCAUCCCAAGCCAACAGAUGGCAUUAUCACACGUAUCCGCGCCACGGCGUCUGAGGACCGGAACCAUGUCUGCUUAAUGCUUAUGAAGUUUCAUAAGGCUCGUACACGACAGGCCCUGAGAGCGUACGCUUUUACUGACGUGCCGCAUUCACUCUCGGUCUUCCUCAGCCAGCGGCGCCGCUGGACACUCGGCGCGACAAGCAACGAUCUCAUGUUGGUUACCUCGGCCGAUUAUAAGUUCAACCUAUGGGAGCGCCUUGUCGCACUUUCGAACGUCUUGACAUGGACUCUUAACUUUUUUGUUAUUGCGAGUCUGGCCAGUAUGAUAUUCGCAUUUUUGCACCAACCUUUCUAUAUCAUCAUUAUUUUUGCUUCCAUUAUGAUCAUACCCCUCUGCUACUACCUCAGCUUAGCCGUAUGGCUGUGCCAAAGUUGGAGGGAGCGCGGUCAAUACCUCUUAGGCCUGGCCAUAUUUUCAACCUGCGGUCCUUUUAUCAACGUCUGCGUCACUAUAUACGCAUGUGUCUACAUGGAUAAUUUCGGUUGGGGUAAAACGCGUAAGGUAGUCGACGAGACGGAGACGGGUGAAGCCGAGGAACCAGACUGGCAGACACAACAGGAGCGUUACCAGGAUGCGCUCAAUAACAGCGACAUGAUUUUCGGCACUAUGAUUCCUGACGAAGAGAACCAGCUACAUCCAGAGGUCUACAGGACGCCGUUUACGGUACCUACACCAAGCCGCACGACUCCCUGCAGGGUCGACAGCGAGGCGAUACAGCAAAUACCCGAGGGACUACCUACGGACCCAUCUGCGCGUGGAAUCGAUGGUGAUAUAUUACAACUACCACCACCCACACAUUAUCCUACUCACAAUCAUCCUUCACACAACCCCCCUACACACAAUAUUCCUACGAUAAUCCUUCCUACUGAAAAUCCCUCUACGGGCAAUCCUCACGUCUCUGACACCCACCAAUUUAACUAGUCGGCGUUACGAAUUAUAAGAAAU
Messenger RNA from Daldinia decipiens, 2599 nucleotides. RefSeq names its product glycosyltransferase family 2 protein. Gene Ontology annotation, molecular function: chitin synthase activity. NCBI's taxonomy places the organism in Eukaryota, Fungi, Ascomycota, Sordariomycetes, Xylariales, Hypoxylaceae. The record is from RefSeq and is a predicted model, not a curated record. The coding region runs from base 176 to 2575 and encodes 799 amino acids. Gene Ontology annotation, cellular component: cell periphery; cell septum. The transcript is spliced from 4 exons.